AUGACAAGAAGAUAUUGGAACAUUAACUUGGAAGAGAUGCUGGAGGCGGGAGUUCAUUUUGGCCAUGGUACUAGGAAAUGGAAUCCUAAAAUGGCACCUUAUAUCUCUGCAAAGCGUAAAGCAAGUAGGGGAAAACAGUUCUUGAUUGUUGGUACCAAAAAGAAAGCAGCUGAUUCAUACGAGGAAUUUAUCAUGAAUCCACUGAUUUCUGCUGCUUCCGUUAUUGCUGCUGGAUUGGCUGUAGGGCUUGCUUCUAUUGGACCUGGGGUUGGUCAAGGGACUGCUGCGGGUCAAGCCGUAGAGGGUAUCGCGAGACAGCCCGAGGCAGAGGGAAAAAUACGAGGUACUCUAUUGCUUAGUUUAGCUUUUAUGGAAGCUUUAACUAUUUAUGGAUUGGUUGUAGCACUAGCACUUUUAUUUGCGAAUCCUUUUGUUUAA
Salvia splendens (bonfire salvia) is the source of this 438-nucleotide messenger RNA. RefSeq names its product ATP synthase subunit c, chloroplastic. Gene Ontology annotation, cellular component: chloroplast thylakoid membrane; ribosome. The coding region runs from base 1 to 438 and encodes 145 amino acids. Lineage: Eukaryota; Viridiplantae; Streptophyta; Magnoliopsida; Lamiales; Lamiaceae. The transcript has 3 exons. Gene Ontology annotation, molecular function: proton transmembrane transporter activity; structural constituent of ribosome. Gene Ontology annotation, biological process: proton motive force-driven ATP synthesis; proton transmembrane transport; translation. The record is from RefSeq and is a predicted model, not a curated record.